CCGUCGUGACGUCACACCCAAACAAGAGACAGAUUGCUGUGGAUUACUGCCUGGUGGUGCAAACUAACUGGAUUUUCUCUUCAUAGCUAACAUUGAUCGUAAUGUCUCAGGACCCGUGGUUACAGAACUAUGACGCCACCUGUCGCUUGGCACAGGAAACAGCAGAAAACAUUCAUGAGCGCAACAGGCAGCAGAGAACAGGGGGGAACCCUGCAAAGAUCAACAUGACGCUGCGGGCAUCACUCCAGAAGCUCAAACAGAAUAUUUCCCAGCUUAGAGAGGGUUUGUUGCGAGCAUCAUCCAGUCGGCGCUUAAUGCAGCCAGAAGCCGAUAGGAGGCAGAACCUCAUCGACGACCUGCUAACCAGAGAGAAGCAGCUCAAUGCCACCUUCAAGGGAGACUUCAUGGAGCCUGAAUCUUCAAGGUCGACGUUGAUGGGCGCGGGAACGAGCGGCGGCGGCGGCGUUGCGGCGGCCAACCCCUGGCUGGUCAACGAAUCAGAGGAGACCAGAGGGCUGACCUUUGGAGAGAUCAAACAGCAGCAACAACGAAUCAUCGAAGUCCAGGACGAGGGCUUGGAUGCGCUAGCAGCCGUCAUCAGCAGACAGAAGAUCAUGGGCCAGGAGAUUGGCAAUGAGCUGGAAGAACAGAAUGAAAUCAUUGACGACAUCUCGCAUCUUGUGGACAAGACGGACGACAGGAUUCGUAACGAGACACGAAGGGUGAAGCUUGUGGAGACAAAGUCGGCCUCCUGUGGGAUGCUGGUGGUGAUCGUGCUGCUCCUCAUAGCCAUCGUAGUGAUCGCCGCGUGGCCCGUGUAGCUGACGACGACCUGCGCUCAACGACUCCUACGACGACCGUUUGAAACCUUUUUGCAUCUACGGCACACACAUGUAGUCAUAUAAACACUGUCAUCAGAUUCAUAUGGAGACAAAGGCCCAACCAAGCCAAUGUGAAAAGAAGACUUUAAAAAAAAUAAAUAGAAUAUAUACUUGUUCUAUUUAUCAGUUGUUGAAGUGUCUGUCUUAUUAAAUUCGCAAUGUAUCAAACAGUUAAAUUAUUUCGGGGUUUGUAAGAUAUUUCUGUGGCGACUGUUGACCCAGCAGUGGGACGUCCUGCAGGCAGCGGGAGCUUUUCUCUGUCUGCGGAUCCGGGCCCGAGGCUCACACUGACGGACAGUGCAAUCUUUGCAACCUUCACGCUCACUCGUAUGUACCCAUGCAUUACUGUAGCAGCUGUAAUGUUAUCAUUUGUCUUGGGAUUUUAUAACGUUUAUAAAAUAGCUUUCAGCCGAAACAGUCGGCUCGGCUGUGUAGCUAACAUGGCUGCUUUUCCUUGCUUGUACAUCAACCCGCCUUGUCAUUUCUAAUAAAUUGCAUUUCCACUUAAUAGUCCCCAGACUCCUGUCUGUCCGUGUUAAAGCUCAGGGCUCGCUCUGGAGGAUCGCGGUGUUUUGUUACAUGACAUUUAGCUGAACAUACUAGUUCCACACUACCCAUAUUUCCAUUGAGAAAUCUGCAUAAUAUUUUUUCCCACUGUACUUGUGAUAUUAUGAAUAGGCAACUAGUAAAUGGAGGAAAGUCAACUAUGUGCCUUUUGGAAUAACUUAACAUCUCGAUAAAUAAAACGUAAUCAUUCCACUCAACAGAGGCAAAUGUUUUUUUUAAUGUAACAAGAGUUUAUUUCAACUGAAAAUCUGAAUGUAGUUCUACCAGGUUGGUGUGUUCAGUAGUUAUUAUUUCCUUCUUUAGUGGCAACGAUCUAAACAACCACAAACAAGCAAGGAAAAAAAAAAAAAAAAAAAAAAGGUUGAAAAAGACAAUAAAAUCCACA
This is a messenger RNA of Anarrhichthys ocellatus (wolf-eel), 1833 nucleotides long. It is a transcript of the gene stx8, whose product is annotated as syntaxin 8. Gene Ontology annotation, molecular function: SNAP receptor activity; SNARE binding. The coding region runs from base 102 to 821 and encodes 239 amino acids. NCBI's taxonomy places the organism in Eukaryota, Metazoa, Chordata, Actinopteri, Perciformes, Anarhichadidae. The transcript is spliced from 8 exons. Gene Ontology annotation, biological process: vesicle fusion; intracellular protein transport. Gene Ontology annotation, cellular component: SNARE complex; endomembrane system. The record is from RefSeq and is a predicted model, not a curated record.